Entamoeba nuttalli P19 is the source of this 489-nucleotide messenger RNA. RefSeq lists its product as hypothetical. The coding region runs from base 1 to 489 and encodes 162 amino acids. The record is from RefSeq and is a predicted model, not a curated record. NCBI's taxonomy places the organism in Eukaryota, Evosea, Mastigamoebida, Endamoebidae. The transcript has a single exon.
AUGGGUGGAUUUGGUCAACCACAAACUGGAAGUUCUUUUGUUAAAUAUCAAGAAACAAUCAAAGAAGGAUCAAAUUAUAAAUCAAUCAAUUUUAUGUCACAAUUCAAAAAUAAGUCUUUAAUUGAAAUUCGAACAGAAGAUUAUAAAGCAAAUAAUGGAAAUAAACCUGUUCCACAACAAGGAGGAAUGUUGGGAGGACAACAAAAUGGAUUUGGUCAACAACAAGGAGUAUUUGGUACUCAACAAAAUGGUUUCGGACAACAACAAGGAUUAUUUGGAGGUCAACAAAAUGGAUUUGGGCAACAACAAGGAUUAUUUGGAGGUCAACAAGGAGGAAUGUUAGGAGGACAACAAAAUGGAUUUGGUCAACAACAAGGAGGAUUAUUUGGAGGACAGCAAGGAGGAUUUGGAACAAAUGGGUUUGGACAACAAACACAGGGAGGAUUUGGAACAACUGGAUUCGGUCAAACAACUGGAUUUGGGCGUUAA